CGCGUGUCGCGUACUGAGCUUGAAUUGCGUCUACAGCGUUCGUGUUCUCUUCUCGUUCGCAAGCCAGCUUGACAAGAUGUUUGUACUUCAAUAAAGAGGUUUGCACCAUGUCUUGGCCCGAUGGCGCCAUACCGCCCUGACUCUACAGCGAACGCAGUUAUCAGUACAUUUUACCAGCAACUGGCGUCCAUGAGACACGCACUCGCUCCUUUCGCAAGAUCCACAUAUUUCUAGCAUAUACAGUACCCAGUGGUGGUCCCUUAGGCACCCAAUAUGUGCAGAUUCAUGGUAUACAAGGGCAAGGACGAGAUCCUACUCUCUGAGCUCAUUCUCAAUCCCUCGCACUCAAUUCUCACACAAUCGUUCGACUCGCGCCUUCGUUUGGACCGUCGGCGCCCUCACAACGGCGAUGGCUUUGGCAUUGGCUACUAUACCUCGCCCUCCUUGGGCCCAGAGCCCUGCGUCUUCACGUCUACAAUCCCAGCAUGGAACUGCAUCAACCUGUCCCGCAUAGCCUCCAAGACGACCUCCUCCCUCCUCUUCGCCCACGUCCGCGCCACCACCGAAGGCAACCUGUCCGAGCAGAACUGCCAUCCCUUCUCGUACAAACGUCUCAUGUUCAUGCACAAUGGCGGUAUUGGCUGCUUCAAGCAGAUCAAACGGAAGCUUGCUAUGAGCCUGAACGAGCAAUGGUUCACCCUCGUGCAAGGCUCGACAGACUCAGAAUGGGCGUUUGCUCUGUUCCUGGACUCUUUGGACAAGGCAGGUGUUUCUCCUGAUUCCGAGCCAGGAAAGAGCGGAUUCGGACACUCGGUGUUGCGCAAGGCGAUACUGAAGACGAUCGAGCGCAUCAAUGGGUUCAUACGCGACGUGGUAGGGGAGGAGAACAUGGGUAAUGCGGACAGCAGGAGUCUGCUCAACUUCGCGGUUACAGAUGGAGAGAGUGUUGUGUGCACGCGAUAUGUGAGCUCCACCACGGAUGAAGCUGCAAGCUUGUUCUUCUCAAGUGGCACAAGUUGGAAGCAACUCAAGGGUGACCACAGCCCAGACAGCGGGAAGCCAGAAGACGAAGACAGAAACUACGUCAUGGAGCGACGCGACAAAGGCUCAGAUAUUGUCCUCGUCGCUAGCGAGCCGCUCACAUUCGAGCGAGACAACUGGGUUACAGUCCCUACCAACAGUACUCUCACCAUCUCCAAGCAGACUGUCAUGAUCCAUCCCAUCAUCGACAGCUUCUACUCGCCGAACCCCGCGCACGAACGAUCCGCCGGCUUUGCUCAGGCCAAAGGACAGACGGUCACAGGGCCGGACAAACGCGUUUUGAACGACACAAAGACGCCAGGGAGCAGUGCUGGGAGUCCACACAGGAGUCUGAAUGCAGAUGAUCUCGUCAAUGGUGCUAUUCGCAGGCUGAGGGUGGAAUAGGCGUGGUCCGUUAGAGAAGACAUGACUGCUGCACAAGGUCUAAGGUGAAUGCAACGGGGGCUGGUAUGGUGCUAGCGACACACUCGUGGGCCAUGCAUUUUGCGAUGCCGCUCAAGCGUCCUAACAGAGGAGUAGGAGUAGGACUCUUGAUAAGGACUUCUUGUGGACGAGGAGCAGUACGUUUGCCAGCCGCGCAAUCAGAAGACGCCUCAAAACCACCUCUGAAACCAUGCGUUCCCUCGUAGUCGAGACCCGAAUAUACAGUUUACGUGUCG
Messenger RNA from Macroventuria anomochaeta, 1700 nucleotides. RefSeq names its product N-terminal nucleophile aminohydrolase. The coding region runs from base 274 to 1425 and encodes 383 amino acids. The record is from RefSeq and is a predicted model, not a curated record. The transcript has 4 exons. Lineage: Eukaryota; Fungi; Ascomycota; Dothideomycetes; Pleosporales; Didymellaceae.